AUGGAACCCGUUCCUGAGACGGAGAGGAUGGAGGAGUUCCGACCCUCGCCGCUUCCCUCGCUCCGCAUCCAGAAUCCGACCCUCCUCCCUUCCGCGGUUGCCGAGUCCGAACCUCUGCGAAAGCCUCCCACCUUGCGCCGCCAGACCGAUCCAAGUCCCACCUCUCCGACCGCACCGCCUUGGACCUUUGCCCCUCUACCCUAUCGGCCCCGUACGACCUCGCCCCUCUCUGGUCACCACACGAGAUCUAGAUCUGCAGCGAGCUUGGCUCCUCCCAUGUCUCGCACACAGUCCAUGCCUGGCGUCAAUGGUUCUGGUCAUAUCCUGUUCUCGCCGCAACUUCGCCCCGCCAGUCCUUCCGGGUCGCCCAGCCGCUUUCGAGCCCCGCGGAAGCCUGUUGACGAGGCGUUUCCCACCUCGCCCAUUCGCACCUCAGUCUUGGAGUCAGACCGCAAGGUUACCGAGCGCAAUGUUUCCCCAAAUCUGAUUGGAACGACGCCGUCUAUGAUCCUUCCCCGACACCGUCGCCCGUCUUCUCCGUUGCGACACCCCGCCCACACGAGCACACCAUCACUUCCAAUGCCUACUACGCCCACGUCUGCGACUUCCUCGCCUUCUUUUCGAGGUUACGAUUCCUUUUCUCACGGAUACGGCAUCUCUGCUUCGUUCCCGUCUUCGUCAAUCCCAUCCACACCGACGUCUACGAGAUCGAGAAGCCCCAGCAUAUCAAGUCUCGAAACCAUACCAGACUCACCUGACGCCGAGGAAGCUGCCAUGGAGGCGGAGAGGAUUGCCCAACUCAAGGCUGCUGCGGAGGAUGCAGAGGGUAGCGAUAUUGGCGAAAACAAGGGAAGGAGCAGCCUAGACCUGACCUCACGAGGCAGAGCAUUGGGUUUUGGGUCGUCGAGGGACAAGCGGAAGCGGUGGAGUGUUUGCGGCGCUGAACGACGGCAAGAUCUGGAUUUGGAAACAAUUUGGGAAGACUGA
Colletotrichum higginsianum IMI 349063 is the source of this 987-nucleotide messenger RNA. Its product is annotated as Basic proline-rich protein. The coding region runs from base 1 to 987 and encodes 328 amino acids. Lineage: Eukaryota; Fungi; Ascomycota; Sordariomycetes; Glomerellales; Glomerellaceae. The record is from RefSeq and is a predicted model, not a curated record. The transcript has a single exon.